This is a messenger RNA of Carassius auratus (goldfish), 1679 nucleotides long. Its product is annotated as deoxyribonuclease gamma. Gene Ontology annotation, biological process: DNA catabolic process. NCBI's taxonomy places the organism in Eukaryota, Metazoa, Chordata, Actinopteri, Cypriniformes, Cyprinidae. The transcript is spliced from 9 exons. Bases 454 to 1422 code for a protein of 322 amino acids. Gene Ontology annotation, molecular function: deoxyribonuclease I activity; DNA binding. The record is from RefSeq and is a predicted model, not a curated record. Gene Ontology annotation, cellular component: nucleus.
AGCUUUGUAUGCAGUUAUGUGAGUCUGUUGCUGCUUUUUCAGUGCUGAGUUCCACAUGUUGUAGCUACUAGGAAAACAAUUUUUUACAUACAGACAAGUUCUUUAGAAAAAUGUGUGAAAACAAAUUUGUUGCAUGUUGUUUGAAACCCUCUAACCCCACAGUUUCAACAUGCUAUCUGCAGUCUCUAUUUCUUCUUAUGGCAGCAGCAGCCCCGCCCUCUUAGUUACUGUUGCUCCCGGGACAAACAAACGGAGAUGCUCACUGUCUCACGAUGACAGCUGUCAGUGGAAAAACCGUGUCUCACGAUGUUUUUGUACAAUUCUGGACACAGAAGAGCCACCAUUCAAGUGGGAAUGAAAUAUUCCAUGGAGGGAAAUUUAAAAUGAAUGUGGUGGUAACUCGAAGCGAGGGAUUACAGGAGAAGCCUCAGUUUACGGUCGUCACGAUCGCGGAUGUCAACUGUUCAUAUACCAGAGAUGACCGGAAGACUGCUCCUCCUCACUCUCUCUGUUCUCUCUGGCCUGCUGAGCUGCUAUGGCUUCAGAAUUUGUGCCUUUAAUAUUAAGAGUUUUGGUGAUUCAAAAUCAGCCGAUGCCAAAAUCAUGAAUUCUGUAUCAAGGAUUGUAUCUCGCUGUGACAUAUGCCUGCUACAGGAGGUCAGAGAUCAGAAAAAUAAAGCCAUCCCACGACUGCUUGCUGCAGUCAACAGACUUAAUGAUAACGAUUAUGACUAUGUGGCAAGUGAACGUCUCGGGAGGACACAAAACUAUCAGGAGCAAUACGUUUUUGUUUUCAGGAAAAGCACAGCGAAGCUGAAAAACCAGUAUCAGUAUCCAGAUACACAGAAAGGGGAUGUAGAUGCUUUUUCCAGAGAACCAUUUGUGGUACAUUUUCAAGCCCCUAAAACAGUGGCCAAGGAGUUUGUCUUGAUACCACAGCACACCACUCCCUCAAAUGCCACCAAAGAGAUUGACGAACUCUACGAUGUCUUUGUGGACAUUAGAGCACGGUGGAAAAUUGAGAAUGUGAUGUUCCUUGGGGACUUCAAUGCAGCUUGUGGUUAUGUGGCUAAAAAGAACCGUAAGAAAAUCAGGCUCUUCACUGACCCGUCUUUCAUUUGGCUGAUUCAGGAUGACGUGGACACUACAGUGAAACAGUCGACUAACUGUGCAUAUGACCGAAUUGUUGUGCACAGAGAGCCAUUUCUCAGAACAAUUAAACCGAUUUCAGCACAGCCAUUCAAUUUUCCCAAGGAAUUCCACCUUACAGAGGCUGAGGCCCUAGAAGUGAGUGAUCACUACCCCAUCGAGGUGCUCCUCAAAACUCAGAAAGUGUUCUUCAAAGGAAACAGCAAAGCUUCGUGUCUUCUGCCAACAGUGUUUGUCCUGAACAUCUUACUGCUACUGCAAAUGAUCAUAUGAACACGAAUGAACCAGAAGUGGAUUAUUCAUCUCACCUAGAUGAAGUGGACUUUACUUUGCUGUUACACAGCUGUUAAUGUACUGAAGCUUACACAGAUCCACAACUUCAUCUUCAGGAUGUGCUGAACAGUGGAUGUGACUUAUGAGUAAAUUAUGAAAAAAUUAUUUUGCUUUGAUUAAUCUAAGUUAAUCAGGUUUCCAUAAAUAGCUUUAGAGAAAAUAGAUCCAAUCUUUGUAAUAAAUAUUGUUUUACUGUG